This is a messenger RNA of Xiphias gladius (swordfish), 1424 nucleotides long. It is a transcript of the gene echdc2, whose product is annotated as enoyl CoA hydratase domain containing 2. The transcript has 11 exons. NCBI's taxonomy places the organism in Eukaryota, Metazoa, Chordata, Actinopteri, Istiophoriformes, Xiphiidae. Gene Ontology annotation, biological process: fatty acid beta-oxidation. Gene Ontology annotation, molecular function: enoyl-CoA hydratase activity. The record is from RefSeq and is a predicted model, not a curated record. Bases 196 to 1176 code for a protein of 326 amino acids. Gene Ontology annotation, cellular component: mitochondrion.
GCGCGGUGGUGAGCGACCCUGCGUGAACCUGUCCGUUACUUUGCUUUCUCGUUGCUGAUUUGAAGGUGAGGCCAGGAGCAGCCAAGUCCCUCCUCUCACGGGAACAAAGCUGCUCGGGACUUCCUGUAAAUUUGCCACAACUUUGCUGGACGAUCUUCCUGCUUCUGGAAGCUGAACGUCAAAGGAUCGGCCAGUAUGACAACGCUCCUUCGCAGACUAGCGGGGCCGAGGAGCUCGUCGUGGCGGUGCCUGGGUGCUGCUCUCCGGGGAGCGCACGGUUCGGCCUCCCACCUGAUUCACCGGGGCGGAGCGCGAGUGCUGGCCGGUGGCGGUCGCCCCUUGGCGGGCCGCAGGCAGCACACAGCGGCGGCAGAUCCUUUGGAGGUGGAUUUAAAGCGGUUAGAAGGGGGAGACGACGGAAUAGUGGAGGUGCUGAUGUGCCAGCACAAGGCAAGAAACGCUCUGGGCCAUGUGUUUGUGUCACAGAUGAGGGAGCUGGUGUCCACUCUGUCCAGUGACUCAUCAGUGCGUGUGGUUGUCUUCAGGAGUUUAGUACCGAAGGUUUUCUGUGCAGGUGCAGACCUGAAAGAGAGAGCUUUGAUGAACAACACUGAGUCCGAUCUGUUUGUUCACGGCCUGCGUUCGCUCAUGACUCAGAUAGCAUCGUUGCCCGUGCCAACCAUCGCAGCCAUGGAUGGCGUUGCCCUGGGAGGUGGACUGGAGCUAGCCUUGGCCUGUGACCUCCGCACUGCUGCGACUUCGGCACAGAUGGGUCUGAUUGAGACGACACGGGGGCUGCUCCCAGGGGCGGGGGGCAGUCAGCGGCUGCCGAGGAUGGUCGGCAUCACUCUGGCCAAAGAGCUCAUCUUCACAGGUAGGCGUGUGGGAGGGCAGACAGCUCUGGAGAUGGGGCUCGUAAACAGAGCGGUCGAACAGAACCAAACAGGGGACGCUGCCUACAGAGAGGCACUCAGCCUGGCCAGAGAGAUACUGCCCCAGGCUCCUAUCGCUGUGCGGAUGGCGAAAGAAGCAAUGAACAGAGGCGUCGAGGUGGACAUCACUUCAGCAAUGGCCAUAGAGAGGAUGUGCUAUGCUCGGGUCAUCCCCACGCGGGACAGACAAGAGGGUAUGGCUGCCUUCAUAGAGAAGAGACCUCCGCGGUACACUGGGGAAUAGACUCUUCCGAGUUAUUGAAUUUCUCUCUCACACAGACGUGCACAUACAUAUGCCCACCGCUCUCUUAUGACCUCAUGUCUGAUAGACAAUUAACACCCAUUGAUUGUCUGUGUGCAUCUGAGGCAGUGUCAGUGUAUUAGUUAAGGUCAGCUUGAGUAGUGACAUUCAGGCUUAGACUGACAAGAGAUGAUUUUUGAUUUUCUUACAAAUCACAACACUGUAAUAUGACAAUAAAGAUUUUUCUAUUA